GGCCUCGGUCAGCUGACUAGUGUAAACAAGCAUGUCCGCCCAUCUCAACUCCAGCAAGGUGGUGGUGGUUAAGAAAUGGACGGACUCUUCCAUCACCAUCGACAACAUCCUCCGCGCGGACCUGGAGGCCAACAACAAGGGGUUCCUGGCCCUGCUGAUGGACGGCAGGCUGUUCCUCACUACGUGGCUCAACAAGAAAAUAAGCACUAAAGUCAUCGAGGAAGUGGCCGAUGGGUGUUGGCAGCGUGCUGGUGGUGAGAGUGAAGUGAUUAUCACACGACAGAAUGGCUCACUGGUUCGCUAUUCACUACACUUCGACACUGGACUCUCCUGUUCCCUCCAGCUGUCUGCCCCAUCCCUUCUGGCACUGAUCAGGGAAAGGGACUCAAGCAUCAGGUCCCUGCGUAAUGCCAAGGUUUGGGGUCACAGUCCAGAAUUUAUCCUGCUGCAGCCUCAGAGUGACCGCUUAGUGCUGCUGGCCACUAAUGCUGGUGGCUGUCCUUCUUCCCAUGGGGUUCUACGCACAGCGCCUCUCCGCACUGCCCACCUCUGCCCCUCUAAGGUUGUUGCGCAGCCUGUCACUGGUGCUGAACUCUAUGAGUAUGAGUUGAAGACUUGUCGGCUGCGCGAGUUGGUGAGCCUUGGCCUACAACGGGUGGGGGCACACUACACAGAGUGGGGUGCCCUGGCCUGUUCCUCCUCAGGGGAUACCAUUGCCAUCGUUGACACUGAACGGCACCUCUACGUCACAGACUUUCGGCAGAGGAUGCAGCUUGGCAAAAAAGGGGGUGUGGCCAGGUCAAUAGUUACACUACAUCAAGUGAUAUGGCCUUCCACCCUACAGCCAUCCCUGGUCAGAGAGGUUACCCUGGGUCUGUCUGACACCCUUCUCACCGUCUUUUGUCUUGUGGACGAUGGCAAAACAGAGAGCCAUCACUACCUGAGUUUUGAUAUUGGUGUGAGCAGCCUCAACACUCACCAUCAAUUUGGGGAAGCUGUGGCCAUCAUUCCUGGUACCACACAUCUCCUUCCUGACCUCUUCCUCACUCACGACGGAGUGGCGAUGCUCAUGGACGAGGAUGCUUCCAUCAGCAGUGUAGAUUCUGAGGUGGACCUUGGGGAGUUGUUAAGUGGCCUACGUGAGGGACUGGAGGAGCAGAGCAUGGCCAAGGUGACUGAGGUUAAGGCCAUGGUAGAACAAGGGCUGAGUGUGUUCCUGGCAUCCUGCAACCACCAGGAAGAUUGGGUAGGACUGGCUGAGAUGCGGGCACGACAGUACGGCCAGCUUGCAGGCCUGUUACUCGGCUACAUCCCACAGUAUGCUCAGAACGAGACUUCACACGCCUUUGCUCUCACCCUCAAAUACCUGGCCACACAUCACUUUUCUAGCAUAUUAGAGGAGAUGGGCAAUGUGCUGAAGUACAUUGAUGAUGAGAACAUUUCUCAGAUGGUGCUGCAGAUGUCUGAACAGGUUUCCUUCUAUCUUCGAAGUGCCGAGAGCAUACAGCUUCCCCAAGUGGAUGAUGCACAGGCCGAUAACACUGAACUUUAUGAUUCUUGGGGAGACAAGCCAAUGAAGGAAGUAGUUGAGAAUGCAGUAAAUCAGAAGUGCCUGAAGGUGGCUGAAAGAUACCUGCAGCUUAAACCUUGGGUAUACGGCACUGUCACCACCACUGCCCUUCUCACUACCUGCAUAGACGUCGCACGGGAACAGCCUUCAGAGGACACCAAGCUCAAGGUCAUGCUGGCUGUGGUCAGCGACUACGGCCAGUCACUGAGGCAGCUGUUGCUACAGAGUGACGACCUGUUUGAGGUGCAUGUGGUGGGGCGGGCAUUGGAGGCACAGGGCUUGCUUGAGGCUAAGGAGCAGCUUGCUGUCACAGUGGUGGUGGCCAUACACCGCACACUGCCUGAUCUACUAACGCUGCCCCCCAGACGGUGGGUGGAGCUGGUCAACCAGGCAGAGUCCUCCCCAGUGAAGAUCAUGGCCCCCAUCACGGUGGGUCAGGUGUCAAGCUGGUCAACACUUGCUAUGAUGCUUGUGCUCUGUGACCUGUUUUCCUACAGUGGGGAGGUGGAUAUGCUAGGGCCAGUGGAGGGCAGUGCAGCUUGGCAGUACCUCCUACUCCAACUUGACCUGCGAAACCUUCAGCGCUGGCUGGAUCAUGAAUUUAUGUGCCCCAGGGACGAUGAUGCCAAGGGAGGGAAUGGUAAUGAGGCACCCAUGGAGGAGUCUGCCUGGCUUGACCCAGCUUACAGGGCACCACCGAGGUCCAAGGUAGAGGGUGGCUGUGGUGGUGGUGGUGAAAGGCUUGGCACUGCCUCAGAGCCCCACUGCUUUUCCUUCAACUUGCUGAGUGAGCCACUGUAUGCCAGCGAUGUGGAGUCAUCAACACGCUCCCACGACUCGUUGGACUCUGUGUCAGUAGCACCCAGUGAGUGUGACACGUUGAGUGUGCAGAGCUUUGAGAUGCGUGACUGCCGGGAGGCCCUUUGGCCCCUUGACCAACUGUGGCCCAUCACACAGGCCAUGGUGGAUCAGCUGGGUGGUGGCAGCCCUUUCAUUGAGCUGCUGUUGAACCUGCUGGCGAAACGUGGCAUUUUCACCACCAAGGAACGGCAGUCACCAGAGGAGCUAGUGCGGCGCCUGCUGGUGUCUGGGACCAUGGGGUCUUUACAGCGGUUGAAGGGACAGCACCCCUGCCAGAUCCCCGGCAGGGAGAUCCAUCAGGUUGUCCUGGAGCACCUUAUUUCUCAGGACCUCCCUCUCCCUACCUAUGACCACGUGGGAGCAGCAACAGGGGCAGUGGCAAAGGGGCCUGCUUGGCCCAUGGCAGUGCAGCCCUUUCAGAGGCUGGUGGAGACUAAGGACAGGCCAGCCAUAUUCAAUGCCUGCCUCACCAGCCUGCAGGUGUUGGUUGAGCACUGUCACAGCCCCCAGGAGUUAGUGUUCCCAGCCUUUCUGACCAUGCUUUACGCCCCCAACAACACCCUGAGGGACAUCUUUGCCUUAGAGAGUGGCAGGAGGGCCUCAGGACAGCAGGAGGUACCUGGCCAGAAGGGAGAGGCUGACAUGGAACUGGAGCAGCUGUGUGGUUUUCUCUCCUGCCACUCCCUUACUCCACAACAGGUGAUGGAGGGCCUGCUGGAAAUCUUUCCAUACCUGCAGAAGGUUUUCCCCACUCACCAGAAUGACUCAACCCUAGAUGUGACUGUGUAUGACCUCCUCUCUGACACUGUGCCCUUCGACCUUACCAGGCUCUUCACCUUCCAGCGGCACAACAGACAUGGAUAUGAUGCGAAGACAAAGCUGCCAUGCUGGAGCGAUGAAGAAAUGGUGAGUCAUCAUGGCAUUCACCACAGCCUGGACGCCACCUAUUACUUGAGAGAGGGCCGUCCCAUCUACGCCUGUGCCUCUCUGCUCGCUGCUGCCCUUGCCUCCCCCUCACACUCUUCCACAUAUUCCACCAGGUCCAGACUCGAGGAUUUCCAUUCUCAAGUGUUUGGCCUGGCUUUAAACAACUGGACAGACCGCUCUGUGUGCUCAGCAUGUGUAGCUGUGAUGCUGAUGGCUGGCCUGGAUGUAGACAUGCUGCGGGUGGUACUCAGAACCGCCUACCAGAUUUACUGGGUGCGCACAUGGUGGUGUGGGAAGCUGAGCCACGACAAGAAAAGAGGACAUGAGAGCUUGGUAGAGUCAGAUGUCAGCUGCAUCCUGCGGCAACUGUGUACCAUGAACUCAAGAGCCGAGGCAGCUACUGCCCUCAUGGAGAUGCUGGAAGCCUGCCUCAUCAUCUCGGCAUCCAACAGCCUUCCGAGUGGCAAAGAAGUGCAGGCCCUUGGGGACCUGCUGGCUUCAGGUCUGCCCUUAAGCUAUGUGGUGGAGGCCCUGGGCAAGGCCUUCUAUACCCCUGUCUCCCAGCAGCAGAUGCAGGUGAUGUGUGAUGGUAUGAGACUAUGUGUGGAGCUGGCCUUCCUCUACAAGCUGCCCUGGCCACUCAGACUUCUUACCAAACUGGCUGAAGCCAAUCAGUGGCUGUCAUUCCUUGUGGUGGUGCAGGCAUUCAAUUUUCCCAAAGCCGAGGUGCUAAAAGUUGUUGAAUCAUUCAGCAGUGCGGCCCUGCGGGAGCACAUGGCUCUCGCCCUCACCCACAUUUGUUACUACUGGGAGGGGAUGGAAAGGUCCAGGAGGUCAGUGCGAAGCAAGAGAUCAGCAUUGUAUGCCAAGAUUGGCAUCAACUCCCGUGAGGGUUCUCCUUCCCCAGGUCACAGUGGGGAUGAGAGGGGCCGUAGCUCUAGCCCCAGUGACGUGGAUGUUUCUGUUGUAGAUGACGCACUCUCCUGCACCACCUCAGAGACCACCCAGGAGCUGGGGAUUGAUGUCUGGCUUGUCUGUCGCCCUGGUGACCUGUUUUCAGUGAUGCUGACCUGCCACCAGCAGGACAAUGCAGCUUCUGAGCUGGUCACCGCUGCUGCCAGCCUCAACCUUCCUGUGCUGGCUGUGUUUGCUGCUUGCUACGAUAAGCACAUCCCUGGCCUCUGUCUCUCAGUGUGGCUGUACACUCAGCUUCCACAUGAGGCUAAGCUUGCACUGCACCAAAAACUGACCAGCAAGAAGACACAUAACCCAAAUACUGUUACUGCCACCAAGGGAGAGAUGGACCUAGUGCCCCUCCCCACGAGGAAUUGUUGCCGUGCCUGUGACAUAAGUGUACUCAGUACAGGGCUAAGGGAACAGCGUCUCAUUAUUUUGGCCCAUGUAGCUGCUGGUUCACCAGAGGUGGUGAGUGAGGGGCUGAAGGUAUUUGACCAGCACUCCUCACUGUACUACCUGUUGCUCGCCAUCCAGGAGGCCAAGACGACCUGUCGGCAGGAGCUCAUCACACAGCUGCUGGGUGACAGUGCUUCAGCCAUGCACAGUGAGCCAGAAGUAGACCAACCAUCAGCAAGUGUGGGGAGCCAGUGGCUGGCCGCCAUUGUGCAGGACAUCAUUGGUACAGCGCUGGACGAGUAUGUUACUGAUGGCCACCAACAGUGUCAGCUUCUCUUGGCACUCACCACCGUGGGCCAGCUGCCACCCUUUUGCACCCAUUCAGUCAACUGGGGUCUGGCAAAGCAAGUGUGUAAGGUGGUGGGCCAGGCAAGGCACAAGAUCAAUUACAGAAAGUUGUUAUGGAGCUUUGAGACUGGGGAAGUGAAGGAUGUUGUGUGGAAGGUCGCCGAGGACCUGAGGGAUAGGCGAUGUUUCUCCGAGGCCCUGCAGGUGUGCCAGCUGGUGGAUCUACCUGUGUUCACCAUCGUGUGUGGCCAGCUGAGAGCAGAAUUUGAGAACAGCAAGCAAAGCAUCAAGGGCAGCUACUGUGGCCUGGAGAAAUUCCUGCUUUGGGGCCAUGAGCUGUUGUGCGAGAAGACUGUACCACCAGAAUAUGGCUGUGCCUUCUUUGCCACCAUCUGUGAGGAAGUACCACUCAGUGCCAUGCAGUAUUUGUGUCUGCAGUAUUCCCUGGUCUGGCACUACAAGACCUUGGAAAAUACAGCUCCUCAUGACUUGAAAAAACAACACACUAAUGCCCAAAGUUCACCACCUCAGGGCCCCUACAAAUUCUGCUCUCAAAAUCCACACUCACAUGUUUCCCACUCACCACACCUUCAUAGUUUAUAUGGUUCACCCUCACAUGGUCCCUACCCACCAUACCCUCAUAACCCAAACUUACCACUCCCACACAGCUCCCAUUCGUCACCCCAUGCUCCACGCUCACCACCCUCACAUGCCUCCUGCUCCUCACCCUCACACCCCAAGCAGCCAUCACCUCUCCAGAUUGCCAAGACCCAGCCUGGAGUUCCACACAAGUCCAUUAUCACCAAGUUGGAACAGAGGAUGUGGGAAGCAUACAUACACUCUUUUUGUGACAGAGAGAUAGAAGCAGCCAGUCUCUUGGUGACCCUGCCUGAGGUGCUGGGCAGCUGGCCAUGGGAGGAGGAGAACGGAAACAGCUGUCUGGAUGUGAGUCAGGUGUUGAGUAAAGCUGGCCUGACUCAUGCCUUCCUUACCUUGAGUCCAAAUGAAGUGGGUGGUGCAUCCUUGCCAGGUUCCAAGGAAAAUAGGGGUGCUUGGAGAAGCUUCAGCAACAUUACUAACAGAGAGGAAACAACCUCCAGCAGGCAGUCCAGGGACCAAGGAUCAUCCACCCAGACAACUACUUCAGAUGAGAAAGGAGGUGGUGGCAGAAAGGAACAUAGUGAGGAGGAGGAAGAGGACAGACAACUGGUGAUCCAAGAACUCGUGGACACUCUUGUGGAACGGGGAUUGCUAGUCACUGCCUGUCGGGUUCUGUCUGCCUUCAGAGAGAACAAUGAGAACGUUCAACGCUUGUUGUUGGUGCUACGGCUGGCUGAAGAAGGCAAGGCAGGCACCCCCGAGAGAGAGGCCGGCCACACCCCAUCCUCCUCACACUGGAGAGAAAAGCAGAGCACACUCAGUCGCAGCAGCACUUUGGGCAGCUUCUGCAGCACUUCAUCCCUGGAGGAAGACCUCAGCAUUCACAUCACACCACUGACCCAGGUGGUGGCUGGCUUGGCCGUGGGCCGGAGGAUUGCUGAACGUGUCAUUGUGUUGUACAAGGUGGCCCUAGCUCUUGACCUCUCGUACUUGUAUGUGGUGCAUCAUUCCAACCCCAUCACACUGCUCUCACUGGUGUUGCGGCUCCAUCGGUGUGGCACUACACAGCUGGCCCGGGACCUGAUCAAUGUUUUACCCAUACCCCAGGCUGGUGUGCAGGCCUUCCUAGUGGAGGAGGCUGUGGCCACCAUCACUGCCGGCCCUGAAGCAACACGUAGCAGCCAGAGGGACAGUUUGCUGCUGUGGGAAGAGCUGGAGGCACAAUGGAAGGACCUCAUCACCCUGAGCAGUGACCCCUCUGGUCUGGCCACUCAGCUACUGGAUGUGGGGCAGUGCCUGGGCUCUUCUUACCCUGACCAGGUGGAGAAAGUUCACAGUAUGAGUGUGGAACUGGUGGUUCGUGCCCAUGACUGCUUUACGGCGGCAUCUAACAUGGAAGGCAUUGGUUCUGUCCUCCGCACGGCCCUCUCCCUCACCACCUCCCUUGUCCAGCAUGCCCAAUGGUCACUCUUGGUCAGACUUCUCAUUGGCAUCGGACGGUACAGUGAGAUGUCUUAUAUAAUCGACAUAUUGAGGGAACAUGGCCAGUUUGAGCCCCUCCUUGGCCGAGGCUCUGACCCUUCAGGGAAAGAGACUGGCUUAGAUCGUGCUCUCAUCCACUACCUCCGCUCCAAGGCCCCAGAGGACACAGAAACACUGCAUAUUGUGGCCUUACAUUUCCUUCUCUACUCUGAGGUUGCUGAGAUGUGGGUUGCUGAAGCAGAGAAAGCCAUUAACGAAGCGCUGGGUGUGAUCACAGACCUCACGGCAUCCCAGACCACAACCACUUGUACUGCCACCACCACCACCACCUCCUCCUCCACCCUUUCCACUAGCAUGACAUCACCUCGAGGCAGCAGCAGCAACAGCAGCAGAGGCACAGGGAGUCAGCAGGAGACCCCCAGCAAGGGCAGAUCACCUCAGGUCAAAGGUGAAAAUCUGACCAACACUAGUAUGUUGAGGGGUCAGCUGGAAUCACUAUACCUGGAACAAGUUGACCACAAGUUGCUGACCCAGGCCAUGCAGAGCUUUGCCCACGCUGCCCAGUGCUUCAUGCAGGACCAGCAGUUUGCCUCGGCCAUGGACAACAGUCGCCAAGCGGAGUUAGUGGCUCUGCAGCUAGCCCAUGCCAGGAGGGCCACCCCUGCGCUCAGGCUUCUCAAGCUAUCCAGGACUGGGGUUUCCUUCCUCACCACACACAAACUGAGGGUUGGGGAGGCUCAGCUGGUGGGCCGAGCCUAUGCCUAUGCAGUGGACUGGGGUGCAGCGCUCUAUUACCAGUUUGUGCAUGGUGGAGACGAGACUUACCUGGUGGAGUACCUGGCUACCUUCACACUCACACCGGAGGUCAUGCUUAAUGUUGUCAAAAAACUGGAGCAUGAAGGCAUCACCAGAGAGAAGCUCACAAGGGUGGCUGCUUUGCUGGCACACGUGGAGGAGUCAGACACUGUGUACCGCGUGGCCAGUCAGCUUGGCCUUAAGGGUAGCAUUGACGCCUGCCUCGCCUCCCCUGCUGCGCCCUAUCUCAAGGACACUGUCUUUGUACAGGGGUGCACAGCGGCCCUGUAGAGAUGUGGUAUGGUAUGGUGUGCAAUGUGGCAUUUUUAUGUUGAUGCCUUUAAUCUUUCAUUUUUAAUUUGUGCCUUGUAUUUUGUCUGUAGUCUCAUUUAUUAUACAUUUCAUAUUUUUAUCACUUUUAUGUGUUGUAAGGCAUUGCAUUCUUUUUAGGGGGUUCAUGUCUUUUGUCUGUGAGUAUAUAUGUUAUCCAAUUUAAUGUCAUCUUUUACAUUUUUUUGAUAUUCAUGACUGACUUUUAAAUGUGAGGAAAAAGGUUGUCCUAUUAAAUUGUUGAUAUAUAUAUAUAUAUAUAUAUAUAUAUAUAUAUAUAUAUAUAUAUAUAUAUAGCUAUAUAUAGAUAUAUAUAUAUAUAUAUAUAUAUAUAUAUAUAUAUAUAUAUAUAUAUAUAUAUAUAUAUAUAUAUAUUUGUUGUUUUCUUUUUAUUGUUGUUAUUCAAAGGGAUUGUUGGAGUUUACGUAUGAAUUUUUCUGUUUAUCAUUGAUGCUGCUUUUUUAGGAGAGAGAGAGAGAGAGAGAGAGAGAGAGAGAGAGAGAGAGAGAGAGAGAGAGAGAGAGAGAGAGAGAGAGAGAGAGAGAAAACUUUGUGGAGAGGGAAGAAUAUAGAUCUUGGUGUGUGUGGAUGGAUUUUACUGUUGACAAAUUUUUCUGAAUAAAUUAGAAUAUAAUUGCUCAAUUCAUAUUUAAGAACAGGGAUUUUCCUUCCCUUAACCCUAGAUUACUAUCUAGGGCCUUUAUAGGCCCUUCCUGUCCUUGUGGUCUUGCCUGAGUUGCAGCCCUUGACUUCAGCCAUACUGCCCAAGAUUGAGGUAUUGUUUUGAUUGAAUUUUGCAAGAGAAAUUCUUACAUUUUAUUCUGUAAUAAUGUCAUGUUAUACAUCACAUGUUCACAAAACACCGGCAGACAGAACAGCACUGCUGCACUGGCUGUUUCAUGGCAUGGAAGAGGAGCAAAGCUGAACAACUGUGACAAUAAUGAUUUUUUUUGCACUUUGAAGUUAGAUGAUAGUUCAUAUUUAUA
Messenger RNA from Eriocheir sinensis (Chinese mitten crab), 9252 nucleotides. RefSeq lists its product as uncharacterized. The transcript is spliced from 30 exons. Gene Ontology annotation, cellular component: dendrite; synapse; cytoplasm. Bases 32 to 8227 code for a protein of 2731 amino acids. The record is from RefSeq and is a predicted model, not a curated record. Gene Ontology annotation, biological process: axon extension; synaptic vesicle transport; axo-dendritic transport. NCBI's taxonomy places the organism in Eukaryota, Metazoa, Arthropoda, Malacostraca, Decapoda, Varunidae.